Messenger RNA from Racocetra fulgida, 666 nucleotides. The record is from the annotation of a GenBank genome assembly. NCBI's taxonomy places the organism in Eukaryota, Fungi, Glomeromycota, Glomeromycetes, Diversisporales, Gigasporaceae.
AUGUUUGAAUCAACAAGAUUGUUCCUAGAAACCGAAUCUCAGAAUUCACCUUGGAGGAAAAUUCAUCCAACGUUCACAAUCAAAACAUUUUGGACUUUUGGAGAAUUAGGAAAAGGUUCUCACAAAAACAAACUUUAUAAUCGAAUCCGAAAAAUAUCAAUUGAUAAUAUCGAUUAUUUUGAAGUUGAAACCCAAAAACCAGAAAUGACAUUUUUAAUCGAUAUCAAAAAUUAUGGUAUAAUGAAAAAAUAUACUUGGUAUAAUCAUAAAGCUGGAAAUAUAUUUUAUAUUGAAACAAAUGAUAAAGAUAAUAACUAUAAAAUUUUAAAACUUCAUCAUUUGAUUUGUCCUGAAUGGAAAAUAAUCGAUCAUAUAAACAGGAAUGGUCUUGAUAAUCGAGAAUGUAAUCUUAGAAAAACAUCGGCAAGAGAAAACGGAAUGAAUUGUAAAUUACGAAAGCAUAAUUCAUCAGGAUAUAAUGGAAUCAGUUUUGAUAAAUUUAGUAAAUAUUGGGGUUUUCAUUGGAUUGAGAAUAAUAAACAUAAAGUUAAAAAAUUCUGUAUCACAAAGAACAGAACUAGUGAACAAGCCAAGAAGUUAGCAAUAGAUUUUAAAAUAACUCACGAUAAAAUUACUGAAAAUUUAAAUGGAAAAGAAGUAUUUUAA